Pieris napi is the source of this 1811-nucleotide messenger RNA. RefSeq names its product serine protease inhibitor dipetalogastin-like. Bases 117 to 1259 code for a protein of 380 amino acids. The transcript is spliced from 2 exons. NCBI's taxonomy places the organism in Eukaryota, Metazoa, Arthropoda, Insecta, Lepidoptera, Pieridae. The record is from RefSeq and is a predicted model, not a curated record. Gene Ontology annotation, molecular function: protein binding; serine-type endopeptidase inhibitor activity.
UAAUUGUCAGCCUUAAAUGGCGACAUUUAAAUAAUAAGAUAAUUUGUUUCGUAUAUAAAAUAAAGAUACGACAGUUUUAAUGAAAUUCCAAUUCCUUAAUUGGAACAGCAAGAAUCAUGUCUAAACACAACUGCAUUGUUUUAUUAGUAUUCAUGCAUAGCGUAUCUACCCUGGCCAAUACGCAGAAGGUAACUCAACCUUUGCUGGUGUGUCCCUGUGAAUACAACUAUAACCCCGUCUGUGGGGCUGAUGGCAUCACCUACAUAAACGAAUGUGUGUUUAAUUGCACCAGCAAUCGUAGUAUACAGGAUGGAAAAGGGCCCAUAUAUAAAGCAAAUAACGGGGAAUGUAAAACCUGCUUCUGUCAAAAUUUCAACCUUCCCGUCUGCACCAUGGAAGGGCUCACCUUCCCGAACGAAUGUGAACUAGCGUGUGAAAAUUUUAAACGUCUUUAUGCAGGUCAAUCAUUCUAUAAUUUAGCCUACAGAGCUGGCUGCAUCGGCCCGUCAACGGGAUGUACGGAUAUCGCAGCUCCAGUCUGCGGUACAGAUAACAUUCUUUACAGAAACAAGUGUGUUCUUGAAACUGCUAACUCUAUAAGCUUGAAACGAAAGGGACCUUCGAUCCAAAUAAAGAACAACGGGGCCUGUCUGGAAAGCUGUUUAUGCCCACUUGAACAUCAACCGGUGUGCGGAAGCAACGGAUAUUACUACGAGAACGUCUGUUACCUAACAUGUCAAAAUAAACUAAAUUACUGCUCUAAGCAUCCAGCAAUUUCACCAGCCCCGAAAAGUGUUUGCGAGCAAUGCUAUUGUAACGAAAUCAAUAACCCUGUAUGUGGAAGCGAUGGUAGAACUUACAAGAAUCCUUGCGAAUUCAACUGUGAAGCAAAGAGACGAGGAAACACUUACUUAACCAUUACUAAGUAUGGAACAUGUUCGGGUUGCGGUUGUACUGAUAGAUACAUUCCCGUCUGCGGUACAGACCAACAGACCUAUACGAAUGAGUGUCAGUUAAAAUGUAGCAAUAGCAAGAGGGUGGAUGGCUAUCGGAUAAGUGUCUGGCACUCAGGUGAGUGCCAACCGACUGGGUGCACUUGUAACAUAACCUGCCCGCCCGAAUAUGAACCAGUUUGCGGUACAGAUGGAAAGUCGUACUGGAACUUAUGCUGGCUGAACUGCAACGCCGAUUGCAAGGAGAGAAAUGAAAAUACAGGACACACACUGUUCGUCCAAAAACCUGGAUCUUGCGUGAUAUAAAAACCUAUGUAGUAUAAGAAUACGUUUGAUAAGAAAUUAAGUUUGUAAAACUAAUAAUAUAUUCUAGAGUGCAACUGCAAAAUAGCUAUUAUUUUCUAAACCUUCAUGGUUAAUCAACGCUUAAAGCGUACGCGAACUCGAUAAGUUUCUAACAGUAACACGAUAUGAAUAUAAAAUACAAGCAAAGUUUAAAACAGGAGGUAAACCCGAGCUUCCAGGAAGCGUUACAAAGCGGGCAAAGCUUAGCAGCCACUUGCGUCCCUAGUUAGCGCCUUUGUGACGAGGCCGGGCAAAGAGCGACUCAAGGUAAAAUGAGCUGCUGUUUUGAAGGCAUCUUUAAUUUAAAACGAUGUCAAAAUGUAAUAUCGCUUAAAAUACACCUGGUUUAUACAAUAGUUUAAAAUUGAAUUUAAAACCUUUUUAAAUUUAUAUUAGUCUAUAUUACUAAAGCAAACAAGGUUUAGGAAUAACAAUAGUUGCAGAAGGUUCUAUUUAUUGUUUAGAUUACGUCAUUAUAUUGGUCGUGUUGAAAAUAAAAUUUCUGAAUAUUUA